Messenger RNA from Hymenoscyphus albidus, 2782 nucleotides. The record is from the annotation of a GenBank genome assembly. Lineage: Eukaryota; Fungi; Ascomycota; Leotiomycetes; Helotiales; Helotiaceae.
CGUCUGCACCACCCACCAAUUGCACCGGACGAAGUAAAAGCGAUCCGUACCUGCAGCCGCGCCCCUCGGGUCUGGCCCACAAAAUCCACCGAUGCGGGACCUUCACACACCCUGACACCCCCAACGACUAAAUUGACCCGUGAUGCAGUGAUGGUUCAGCACACCUGCCCACCUCCACUUGCCCACCUGCACACCCGCACCCUUGGACCUUCCCGCUACAAAGAACGCCCCUUCCCCCGGAUCGUCUUCUGCCUUCGACUCUCUUCACGGCAGUCACCACCAACGACAGUCUCUUGCUCGUUCUCUCUCUCUCCCUCUCCCUCUCCCCUUCCCUCCCUCGCUUUUUGGCUUUCGGCUUUGGCCAACUUUCUAUCCUUCGCUACCCGCAAACUCUACGGAGGUACCUCACUCUCUCUCUCUUGCUGAAUACUGCGUAUUCUAAACUCUUACCCGUACACAUCCAACACCACCACUGCAAGCUCAGUCACCACAUUUGCCCUCCUCGCUCUCACUUUGGAACAAACAUCUUCCACAGGUUUGGAUCAUCAUUUCCCAGAUUUUGACCCGAAAAAACCUAUCCAAUCCCUCACCACAAACACACGCGGUUUGAGACCAGCAUCAGCCAAUCCAACGCCUUGCAUUCCAAGUAAAUCACCACCACUCGACUUUUGGUGGAAAUUGGCCCUUUUUCUCGACGAAAAAUCAAAACAAAAGGUCCGUAUGCUCUGCUUUGUCACCCAACUUUUUUUCCUUUGUGAGAUAUACACAAAGCUGGCCCUUCAUCACUUCUUCUUUCCUCUCAAGAUCCCAAAGAUUCAUUCCAGUCGUUCCCUCCAUCAACUACAUUUCAACUCACUCGAGUCAAUACGCUUAGCCAAGCUUCAUCAGAUACAUACAUACAACCAUUUCAUUUGCUAACAACCGCUGGCCGGUACAGACAAACACAACCGACAACGAAACCACGACUAUAGAUUAACAUUUUCCCUCAUUUCAAAAUGAAGACCACCACUUUUGCUAUCGCAGCCACUUCCCUGCUUCAAUUAACUCUUGCUCAACCUUUCCGUAGGUUUCUUUCCCUUCAUCAACCACCUGGUAAAAUCUAACUCUCAUAUAGGUCGACAUGCUCAUCAGCACCAGAAGAAGGAACUCAUCACUCACGUCGAGACAGUAUACGUCGAAGGUCCUCACGUUAUUGUCUACGUGGACCAAUAUGGAGCACCACAGUCUACUGAGACGGUUAACCCUGCACCCCCAACUGCAACACCAACACCAAGCCCUCCCCCUGCUCCUCCUGUAGCUCCAGCUCCAGUUCCUCAACCAUAUGUAGCUCCGGCCCCAGCUCCAGUUCCUAAACCAUAUGUAGCUCCUGCUGUAGCUCCGGCUCCAGCUCCAGCUCCUCAACCAUAUGUAGCUCCUGCUGUUGCUCCCCCUGCGGUUGAACCAGCACCAGCUCCUGUUGUUCAAGAAGCUGCUGCACCUCUCCCAACGUACUCAAACCCAGCUCCUUCUAAGCCUGCCCCCGCCUCUGUAGGAGAUGGAUUCGGAUUCUCCUACUCCCCAUACAACGGUGAUGGAACUUGCAAGACUCAAGCCCAAGUCAACACUGAUUUCGCAGCACUCCCAAGUGAUUACUCUACCGUCCGUGUUUAUGGCACUGAUUGUGAGCAAGUCGCUAGAGUUCUUUCAGCCUGCAAAGCCAAGUCCAUGAAGCUCUUCGCAGGUGUCUUCAACUUGGCCAACCUCAACUCGGAGGUUCAAACUAUCAUUAAAGCUGCAAAUGGAGACUGGUCCCUCUUCGACACGAUCUCCGUUGGCAACGAGCUUGUCAAUGCAGGUCAGACCUCUCCAGGUGCCGUCCUUGCCGCUAUGGAUACCGCCCGAGGACUUCUCAAGACGGCUGGGUACACCGGACCUAUCGUGACCGUUGAUACCCUUGUUGCUACACUUGCUCAUCCAGAACUUUGCGAUAAAUCCGACUACUGUGCUGUCAACUCUCACCCAUUCUUCGAUGGUAACGUUGCCGCAUCCGAGUCGGGUAAAUUCUUGACCGAGCAGAUCUCCAACUUGAAGACCAAGCUUGCCAACAAGAACCAACGAGUUGUCAUCACUGAGACAGGUUGGCCAUCCAAGGGAGGCGCCAACAAGAAGGCUAUUCCUUCCAAGGAUACCCAACUUGCUUCUAUCGAGUCCAUCAAGGCUGCAUUUAGCUCCAACCCAAGCUCUAUCAUUCUUUUCAACACUUACAACACCAUGUGGAAAUCCGACAACCCGUCCACCUUUGGUGCUGAGAAGUACUGGGGAUUCCUUGGCGACUCUCCUUCGGGUUAAAUUCAAACCCGUUCUGAGUUCAAUAUUGAGAAAAUGGUUUCCUUUUUUCACACCCUCGACAUUCUCAACAAACACACAUUAUUUUCUUGCUUUCAAUGUAUGAUGUGAUACAAUUCGGACUACGAAACGAAACGAAAAAAGAUCUGGUACAAAAGGAAUGAUUGAGUGGAAAUUUUUGGGAGCACAAACUUCGCUUUGUACAAAUUUUUGGGGCGUGUUUUCUUCUUUUUCAUGGGGUAUAUAUUUCGAAGGAUACCAUAAGGAUUUCGGACUGGGGUUUAUGGGUGACGAGGGAUGAGCAGACGGGAAUCUUGUUUCUUUGGCUCCUUUCAAGUUGAUGGGUAUUCCUCAUCUCUGUGAGGUGGCUAUUAUCUUUUACACUUGUUUCACAUGUACAUAUUUACAGUCCCGUUGCGCACAAUCUUGUGCAGGACUGCUGGCACGCAAUUUUUGG